GCUGCAGCAGAGCAGCAGCAGCAGCACAGACCAGACACCGAGCUCAAGUUGGCAACUCCUGCACACCGACACGGAUGCCACGGAGGACUUUACUCAUGUUCCCACACCGACAUCUUUCCCAAAAUGCAUUUUUAAGCCUAAUUUCUCCCGUGUCGCCUUCGAGGACGCUCCGUUUUUUUUUAUAGCACGGUCAUUUAAAAAUCCAUACUCCGCGCGAGAAUGAACUUUAUUUAGGAAGCAUCCCUCCCUCUCCUGCGGGCGUCCUGAGGUCCAGCCCCAUCCUCGUCCACUGGGGGUCUUUUUGUUGCAACAGAGUUCAGUUCCACAACAGAUUACCAUUCAUCACACACUCCUUUGCUCAAGGACGGAGAGAGGAGGACAAUGGGGGCCGGUGGGUUCCCCCCCCAAGCCCUGCUGUGGCUCCACCUGUUGGGCUGGAUCUCUCUGGCGUCGCCCCUCAACCCGGACGACCCCAACGUGUGCAGCCACUGGGAGAGCUAUGCAGUGACGGUGCAGGAGUCCUACGCUCAUCCAUUUGACCAGGUCUACUACACCCGCUGCACCGACAUCCUCAACUGGUUCAAAUGCACCAGACACAGAAUCAGCUACAAGACGGCGUACAGAAGAGGCGUGAGGACGAUGUACAGGCGACGCUCUCAAUGCUGCCCCGGCUUCUAUGAAAGUGGAAACCUGUGUGUUCCGCUGUGUACUGAAGAGUGUGCGCACGGACGUUGUGUGUCUCCUGAUACCUGCCAGUGUGAGCCCGGCUGGGGGGGGCUGGACUGCUCCAGUGGCUGUGAGAGCGAUUUCUGGGGCCCCCACUGCAGUAACCGCUGUCAGUGCCAGAACGGGGCCAAAUGUAACCCCAUAACCGGGGCCUGCGUCUGCACCGACGGCUUCCAGGGCUGGCGCUGCGAGGAGCCCUGCGACCCCAAUUUCUACGGCAAGGACUGCCUGCAGGAGUGCCAGUGCCUCAACGGCGCCACCUGCCACCAUCAGACCGGCGAGUGCCUCUGUGCGCCCGGAUACACCGACGCCUUCUGCGAGGAGCCUUGUCCUCCAGGCAAACACGGCUCUCUGUGUGAACAGCGCUGUCCCUGUCAGAACGGAGGAACAUGCCAUCACGUCACCGGAGAGUGCUCCUGUCCCGCCGGCUGGGUGGGUCCGGUGUGCGCACAGCCGUGCUCCUUCGGAUCAUUCGGCAUUAAUUGCUCUCAGGAGUGCACGUGUCGUAACGGAGGCCUGUGUGACCACAUCAGCGGCCAGUGUCAGUGCACCGCCGGCUACAUCGGCCAGAGAUGCCAGGACGAAUGCCCGGUCGGCACCUACGGGCCGCAGUGCGCCCACAAGUGUGACUGUCAGAACGGAGCCAAGUGCUACCACAUCAACGGGGCCUGCCUGUGCAAUGAGGGCUUCAAGGGCCCCAGCUGCCAGGACCGCUUCUGUCCCGCCGGCAUGUACGGACUCAUCUGUGACCAAUACUGCCCCUGCAAAGCUGCAAACACACUCAGCUGCCACCCUCUGUCCGGGGAGUGCACCUGUGCAGCGGGAUGGGCCGGGCUGUACUGCAACGAGACCUGUCCGCCCGGUUACUACGGCGAGGGCUGCCGGGAGCUGUGCGCCUGUGCCAACGGAGCCGACUGCGACGGCACCACUGGAGCUUGUCUGUGUGCUCCGGGGUAUAUAGGGGACGACUGCUCCAUCAGCUGUCCUGCAGGCCUGUACGGGACCAACUGCACCUCGUCGUGCUCCUGCCACAACGAGAUCUCCUGCUCGUACACCGACGGCUCCUGCAUCUGCAAAGAAGGUUGGCAGGGGGUGGACUGCUCCAUCCCUUGCUCCAGUGGUGCUUGGGGACUGAGCUGCAAUCAGACGUGUCAGUGUGCCAACGAGGCCGCCUGCGACCCCGCCAACGGGACCUGCACCUGCUCUCCGGGCUGGAGGGACGAGCUCUGCGACGUACCGUGUCACGAGGGAUCGUACGGGCUGGACUGCAGAGAGAGAUGUGACUGUGUCAAUGCUGACGGAUGUGAUCCGGUGACCGGCUUCUGUCGCUGUGUGGCAGGUUGGACCGGUGUCCAUUGCGACAGUGUGUGUGAGGAGGGACGCUGGGGACCCAACUGCUCCUACAGCUGCACCUGUGAGAACGGAGGCUCCUGCUCUCCAGAGGACGGCACCUGCGUGUGCGCUCCCGGUUACCGUGGCACCAACUGCAGACGAACAUGUUCGCCUGGUUUCUACGGCCACCGCUGCAGCCAGUCGUGUCCCCAGUGUAUCUAUAGCGACGGCGCCUGUCACCACGUCAGCGGACAUUGUGAAUGUCUCUCUGGCUUCUUCGGCUCCCUCUGUAAUCAAGUAUGUCCCAGUGGACAGUAUGGUAAAGCCUGUGCUGAGGCGUGUUUGUGCACCAACAACGGCACCUGUAAUCCCAUCGACGGCUCCUGUCAGUGCUACCCCGGAUGGAUCGGCGCCGACUGCUCCAAACCGUGUCCUCAGGGCUCCUGGGGUCCAGACUGCAUCCACACAUGUAGUCACAACGGAGCCCAGUGCAGCGACGACGGAGAGUGUAGCUGCAGCCCUGGAUAGGGACUCUUCUGUACUUCGCGCUGUCCUACAGGUUUCUACGGCUCUCAGUGUGCUGAGGUGUGCCGCUGUCAGAACGGGGCGGACUGCGACCACGUCGGCGGCCAGUGCUCCUGCAGGACGGGCUUCAUAGGACAGAGCUGUGAGCUCAAGUGUCCUGCGGGGACGUUUGGCUACGGCUGCCAGCAGCUGUGUGAGUGUAUGAACAACGCCACCUGCGACUACGUGACGGGAACCUGCUACUGCAGCAUCGGCUUCAAAGGCAUCCGCUGUGACCAGGCGGCUCUGAUGAUGGAGGAACUGAACCCUUACACAAAGAUCAGCCCGGCCCUGGCGUCGGAGCGCCAGUCAGCCGGAGCCGUGCUGGGCAUCAUCUUCCUGCUGCUGCUCAUCAUGGCCAUGCUCGGCCUCGUGGUCUGGUUCCGCUAUCGGCAGAGGGAGAAAGGCCACCACGUGCCGAGCGUCACCUACACGCCCGCCCUCCACAUCAACUCCACCGACUACUCACUCUCAGGUAAGACAUCCGUAUCUCUGGGUCUUUUUCUUCCCUCCAGGUGCUUUUCUUUAUUCACAGCAACACAGACUGUACAACCUGUACUACAACUGGACGGGAUUAUUUACACAGGCCUUACAUAAAGAUGGACGACUCGUCUCCUCUUCCUCCCACUGUACAAAAGUGAAGCCAAAAUAUCAAGAAUACGGGCGCCGCUAUCUUGUAAUUUUGGAGCCACGUCCACUCGACCAAUCGUCACUUGCAGCUACCAAUCAUGAUGUUGAAGAUGCAUCAAAUAAUUAAUAAAAACCCAACUGAUCAGAAAAAUGAGUAC
This is a messenger RNA of Etheostoma spectabile (orangethroat darter), 3410 nucleotides long. Its product is annotated as multiple epidermal growth factor-like domains protein 11. Gene Ontology annotation, molecular function: protein binding; scavenger receptor activity. The record is from RefSeq and is a predicted model, not a curated record. Gene Ontology annotation, biological process: heterophilic cell-cell adhesion. NCBI's taxonomy places the organism in Eukaryota, Metazoa, Chordata, Actinopteri, Perciformes, Percidae.